Molecule: messenger RNA, 1539 nt
Organism: Betta splendens (Siamese fighting fish)
Lineage: Eukaryota; Metazoa; Chordata; Actinopteri; Anabantiformes; Osphronemidae
Gene: dnd1
Product: DND microRNA-mediated repression inhibitor 1
Exons: 5
Coding region: 215-1333 (372 amino acids)
Biological process (GO): mRNA stabilization; negative regulation of miRNA-mediated gene silencing
Cellular component (GO): nucleus; cytoplasm
Molecular function (GO): mRNA binding
Source: RefSeq, a predicted model, not a curated record
CCUCUCAGCAACAGCGUGUAGAGGUGCAGCUCCACCCCCAAGGCAGAGCCAGCCCUCCCAAUAAGUUUGUGUUUUGUAAGUGUGGUAGUGUUUGCCUUAAAAAGACCUGCGUUUCCUGAGAAGGUGCGUUUGGGUCUGAGCCUUUUCAUUAUGACAAAGGGUUUAACACGCUUGUCUGUGCGCCAGAACGACGGACGCUAAAGAGACGUCGACGAUGGAGAGCCAGGUGCUGAACCUCCAGCGGGUCCAGGCGCUGGAAACAUGGCUGGAAGCCACCAAAACUAAAUUGACACAAGUGAAUGGCCAGAGGAAAUAUGGAGGCCCACCAGAGGACUGGCACGGGCCCACCCCGGGGGAGGGCUGUGAGAUCUAUAUCAGCCAGAUCCCACGGGACACCUACGAGGACCUGCUCAUCCCCCUCUGCAGCUCCGUGGGCCCGCUCUGGGAGUUCCGUCUCAUGAUGAAUUUCAGUGGACAGAACCGGGGCUUUGCCUAUGCGAAAUACAGCUCACCGGCUGUAGCCAGCGAUGCAGUUCACCAGCUGCACAACCACAUGCUGGAGCCCGGCGUCUGCCUCAAUGUCCGGCGCAGUACAGAGAAGAGACAGCUUGUCAUUGGAGAGCUGCCGGCCACCACCAGGCAGGAGGACCUGUUGAAGGUGCUGCAGGGGCUUGCAGAGGGUGUGAAGUGGUUGUCGCUGAAGAUCGAGCCGGGCCUGAAGGGGGUGUCCGCUAUAGUGGCCUUCUCUGCUCAUCACACUGCUUCAAUGGCCAAGAAGAGGCUGGUGGAAGUAUUCAAGAAGCAGUUUAAUCUCACCAUCACCGUCAAGUGGCACUCAUCCCUGGUGAUGAGCCCAAAGGAGCCAUGGGAGCCACAGAAGCCCUCCCGCUGCCUCUCGCUUCCUGUGAAGCCUCCGCGCCACAGCCCAAAAUGCCUCCCUCCCUCACCUCUUCCGGACCCCCCAACACCCAUUCUCCAAGGAUUCUGUCGAGCAGUGACAAGACCCACUGCCAAGCAGCAGCCUCUCUGCUCCCUGGCCGCCUCAUCCCACGGUGAUGUCCUGUCAACCACAUCCUCCGUGACUGUAUUGGGUGAGCUAUGCAAAGCUGCUGGGGUUGGGAAGCCACUCUAUGAGCUGUACUUCAGCCACACUGGCCAAGACAGAAUCAUGUAUUUCUACUACAGAGUGACUAUUCCUGGGACAGCUGCUCCUUACAAAGGCCUUGUCCCAGCCUUGCUGGGUCCCAGACCCAGCACGGUGCUGGAGCAGGCUCGAGAGGCUGCAGCCCAGCAGGUGUUGAAGAGGGUUUACAAACAGCAGCUUGACCAGUGACCUGUUGAGAUGAAAGUGGGUCUCAUGCUGUUGCAGUGUUCUAAUUUUUGUUCAUCUGUGCUGUAUUGGGGAAAAAAAGAAAAGGGGAAAAAGUUGGAUCUUACAGUUUGUUAGCUUGUGCAUGUUCUUUGUUGUUGUGCAUGUUUUGUUUUCUGCAUGCAUUUUAUUGUGUUUGAAAUUUUAAUAAAUAAGAUUUGAAAAGAGAA